Penaeus indicus is the source of this 831-nucleotide messenger RNA. RefSeq names its product UDP-N-acetylglucosamine transporter-like. Bases 1 to 816 code for a protein of 271 amino acids. Gene Ontology annotation, cellular component: Golgi membrane. The transcript has 5 exons. The record is from RefSeq and is a predicted model, not a curated record. Lineage: Eukaryota; Metazoa; Arthropoda; Malacostraca; Decapoda; Penaeidae. Gene Ontology annotation, molecular function: UDP-galactose transmembrane transporter activity. Gene Ontology annotation, biological process: pyrimidine nucleotide-sugar transmembrane transport.
AUGAUUGGACGAGAUGAUAUAGAGCUGUACUGUGUAACAUACCAGCUAAAGAUUUUAACAACAGCCAUAUUCUCCUGGGUGAUUCUAGGCAAACAACUCAGUCCAAUACAUUGGCUCUCCUUAUGUUUCCUUAUGCUUGGAGUUUCUCUUGUACAGGUUGAUAGUGGAAGUGGCAGCACAAGUCCCAGCAAAAUAUUACCAGAAGUUGAGGUUGUUGAGGGUGGAGACCCCAUGAUCUUAGGAGGCUCAGAGGAUGGGGCUGGCUUCCCCCCUCCUGAUAUACACAAUGAAGCACACCCAAACACAGAAGUCUCAUGGCUUUUAGGAAUCUUUGCAGUUUUUAUAUCAUGCAUCUCCAGUGGCUUCUCUGGAGUAUAUUUUGAGAGGCUGGUCAAAAGAGGAAAGCAGCCAUCUCUCAUUAUCAGAAAUAUUCAACUUGGGAUGUUUUCUAUUUUUUUUGCUGUAAUAGCAGUAACCAGUGAUGGAGCUGCAAUCUCAGAAGGAGGAUUCUUCCAAGGGUAUACCUUGACCACAUGGGGUGUUGUCUUGAUACAGGCAUUUGGUGGCUUGAUGGUAUCAGUAACCAUGAAAUAUGCUGACAAUAUCUUGAAGGGCUUUGCCACAUCGCUGUCUAUUGUCAUGUCAACACUAGUGUCCUGGUUGGUCCUGGGAGAUGCAGCUCCUUCUAUGCAGUUUGUUUUAGGAGCUUCGAUUGUCAUUGCAUCAACAGUUCUGUAUGGUUUGACCCCCCAGGCAGCCAAGGGCAGUAACCAAGGGAAUCUACAACCAAGAGCUGACAGCCCUCAUAAGGUGUAAGACAUGUUUUGUUUG